Morchella sextelata is the source of this 387-nucleotide messenger RNA. RefSeq lists its product as uncharacterized. Lineage: Eukaryota; Fungi; Ascomycota; Pezizomycetes; Pezizales; Morchellaceae. The transcript has 4 exons. The record is from RefSeq and is a predicted model, not a curated record. Bases 1 to 387 code for a protein of 128 amino acids.
AUGAGCGGUUUCAUAGAGCCUAUCCUUAAGCUUUGUAAUUUGCGAAAAGCUAUCCUCUUGGUCAAAAAUAUUAAAAUACCGCUAAUGACCUUUCUUCCCCACAAUCAAGAGUCAGUGAGGUUUGUCCUUGUAGUGUUAGCAUUUCACUACAAAAACCCUUUGAUUUCACCUGUGGUCCUGCAAGAGCUGUUUGUUCAACCGAACCACCAGGACAUUGAACCUGCGUUUGAAAAACGAUCAAAAGCCAAUGGCUUACUUUCCGACAAAGCCAGGCUUGUCGUCAUGUUGCAGGAAAUCUCUUUUAUGCUAAUGCAGGAACCACGUGGAAGCUCAUUCCAGAUUCACUCUAGUAGUGAAGUGCAAAUGGAAGGUGAGAAGCAAAUGUAA